UAUCUGUGCCGACCACGAAUCUGUGCCGAAAACACCAAUUUUUGCAACGCGCAAAAAUGUGCGCAGAAGCUAUCACACUCCCUCAUUUAACCUGGGCCUCUGGGGAGGGACAGAGGUCUUUUCCGAGGGUUUCCCCAUCAUUCCUCUACCGUCGAGCUCUGACCAUCCAGUCCCCCCCACCCCCACCUUUCAGCCCACCAUCGCCUGAAUAUCAGCUCUGUUCCUACGAUUUUGUUUAUACUUGAACUUCAGAAUCCAUUCCUUUGCCUAAGGUUAUUUGAAUCUCAGGCAGCCGAAACAUGAUUCCGGUAGUGCAAUUUUCGUUGCCGUCGCCGGGCCGCCUGAACUCGAUACGUUCCACUUCCGCCUCGACGAAUAACUCCAAGCUACACGUUCUCCGCCCGUACGACAAGCGUCUUCAGCCUCCGUUUAUUCUACAUUACCACGAGCUACGCGGUCUUAUCAGAGACGGGCGGCUACUCGCAGCGCAGAGCGUCUUGUAUUCCGUCACUCUCAAACUCGAUCGUGACUCCGGAUGUUCGCAUAUGGACAAGGACGAUGGCCAGAAAAGAGAUACCGAUGGGGUUUCCAGAAUGACGGGCCCCUUUGGCAGAGCUCGCACCCCACCCUACAAGGAACUCAGGAAGACUCCUUCGAUGGAAUCAUGGGGUAGGGGUCUGGAGGAUGAAGAUCCAUACGGCCAUGAAAGUCUUAGAACCGUCGAUUGGCGCAGCUCAUCGGGGAGCGAAUCAUCGGAUUCGUCAACAAAAAUGGGCUCAAGCAGCAAGAUUCUCCGCGAUCUCAAGAGGCUGCCCGACUGCGAUACAUUCGAGCGCACUCGGGUGUGGGUGAACUUCGGAACCUACACUGUUUCGACCGACCUCACUCCCUGGCAGUUACUCAAGUACCGAGUGCAAAGCAACCGAGCCAAGCGCGACGAAGAAAUUGCCCGCGUGAUCGAUCUGAGCACAUUGCUGCUUUCGAAGCCGGCCGUGGGCGCCCAAGCCCAUUCCGGCGGAUACGAAGGGCAGCACGAACGACAGCACGAACGACAGCACGGACGUGGAGGAGAGACACGGCGCAGCGGAUCAAAGGGUGAUUACAGGGCGUCGGGAGCGGGUGGACAGCCGCCGAAGCGGCACAAGUCGUCCAACAACGGAGGCGCGGAUUCGGGACGGGGGCCACCCCAGGACAACGCGUCAACUGGUGGAGACGCGCCUUCCGCUGGCAGUGCUAAUGCGAUACUCUGCUCAUUAUGUCCUGAAGAUCCACUGUUCACGACUACGGAUGAGCUUCUACAGCAUCGGGUCAGAAUUCAUUGCUGCCCCAUAUGCGAAGAGAAGCUGCAAACGGAUGAAAUCGGUCGUUGGGUUGUCCCGCCACAAUCCGAAAUCACCUUUUUUAGAAACAAUGCAGAUAUGAAGCAACAUAUUUCUCGGAUUCACCUGAAGCCCUACAUGUGUCCAGUUACCGAUUGCGGCCAGCGAUUGGGAAACGGCUCGUACAAGAGGCACUUGCGGGAACUACACCAUUAUGACGAAGCCAUAAUCUACAGCAUGCUUCACGCCUCCGGAGCCUCCAAUCUUGGAUAUCAGCGACUCACGGACCUUGUACUAUUAUUCAAAAACAAUUGCCCCGAUAAAGAAACAAUGAGGGGAAUUUUGUACCGAAACGGGACGAAACUCUACGACUGCGAAAACCUAUCGAAAAUCGUCGAUAAUUUGGAAACGCACGGCAGCAUUCCGUACGGUCGGAGUACUAGUCGACGGGUGAACUCACGAAGCCGGAGGGGCGGAGGCAAACGAGUGCAUGGAGGUUCGAGACGCCCGACGAAUCCUGCCGUGCCGUCCAUCCAGGCAGCACCGGUACCCGACCAUCCGGUUGAGCCCGCUGGUACAGCAAUUGGACCUGGCUCAGGACAGACUUUUGGAAACAACGCUGCAAUCUUCACUUUUGGCAACGGCGAUGCGGGUCGCAGCCAACCCAACGAGCACACUCAGCAACCCUACCCGGCUGCGUCGUCUUAUGCCGAACCGCCCUUCCAGCACAACGGCCCAGCUUCUGGGGAAGGCCUCGCACCCAUGGCUGUUACUGCUCCGCAAUUCUCCCACAACUUUCCGGCCGGUGAGCGACAAUCUCACCCAGGAGCAAUGCAUUUGACACCUGCAGUCCCACAUCAUGCUGCGACCGCCCUGAGCACCUCCUCCACACCCAGAUUACCGCCUCAGCUUCCAAAUCCCACAGCCACUGCGCCAGACACCUUCGAACCGGGGCCACCUCCGGCAACCCAGGAUGUGGACCCCGCGGUGAUGGAGCACCCACUCAUUGAUUCUCGCUUGUCAUCGCCAUUAGUUUUAGAAGACUGGGUGCAUUUUGAUUUGAACUUGCUGUACAGUGAUUUUAAUGACGAGUUUUCCACUCCUUUAAGUCUGAUCGACAACUCGUCCAACACCGCGGGCAAUUCCAGCGCUGGUGGUGGGGCACUCAUAGUACCUGCACAGGUGGAUCGGAGAACCCAACCCUCCGUCUUUCCCGCAGAACAGCAGGGCUCACAUUGCUCCGGGCUCCAGGACGAAGAAUCGCAAGGAUGCGACCAGGAACCCGGAGAGGAGGACGAGGGUGAGGCCGGGAAAGAUCUUACCGCAUUAGGUGCCAAUAUCUUGGUAGACCUCGAGGAGUUUCGCGAAUUGGCGGCAUUAAUUUCCAGCACCACCCGCCGGCACGGAAACGGAUUGACGGUGGCCAAGAUGCUCUACGCAUGGGAAUCGCGAGCACUGAUCCUCGCGAUCCUCGCGCACGGAACGACCGCCGCCAAACCGGAGUUCACCGCUUGGCCGAAACAGUCUUCGUCGAAGGCCACCACCACCACCAUCGCCGGCUACGGGAUCUCUGACGAGGAGCUCAACUCCCUGCACUACAAAGUCCUGAUGAAACUGAAGAGGUUCAGGAGGCUGUGGGAGGCGAUGUCUUCCAACGCGAACAGAAACACAGCCGCUAUCCUGGCGAAGCUGCUCUGCGGGGACGAGUCCUGCCCGCUCAUCGAAGCGAUACGUCAGUAUGCGGAUGAGGCCACCGCUUUGGCCGCGCCAGACACGUCAACUUCUCCGGGCGAUGUUUACGAAGAUACUGCAACCUUCAAUCGAAGGCAUCCACAAUCAGGUCAGUUGGCAUACCUACCAUGUUCCGUUGGAUUCUCGGGGAAAGACCGUACUGACUGGUCGAUUAGAAGCGUUUACGCACGCCGAUAGCGCCAUCGAUGCCGACAGUGUCGCGUAGGGGCGAACUGCUCCCCUACUUGCAGUAGCCGGUUGAAGUCCGAGAAGGCGCGAACACGACAGUUCAACUACUACUAUGUAAAUACAUUUGUACCCGGGAACCCCAUUCUGUUGUUUUUUUUCUCAUCUGCUGAGCGAUCACUUAAUACCUAUUUCCUUCUUAUUCUUGUUUCACGGACAUUCUACUGCGUUGCUGAGCGACGAUUUUGUUGGUCGGUCUUGUCGGAUUUUGCAUGGGUUUUUUGGGUGGGGUAGAUGGCCUUAUGGUUUUUGCACAUAAUUUUGUAUAUUCUUGUUUCCUGGGGGACGUUCAACGGCAGCGGGCAUGUAAUGGGUACUAUGAAGGAAGUGGAGAGGAAUCGAUGGGAUGGAUUAGAUAGCGGUAGUUAGCGGGUUCUCUGCAUAUCUAAAAAUACAUUCAAGC
Messenger RNA from Tricharina praecox, 3699 nucleotides. RefSeq lists its product as uncharacterized. The record is from RefSeq and is a predicted model, not a curated record. The coding region runs from base 300 to 3248 and encodes 982 amino acids. The transcript has 8 exons. NCBI's taxonomy places the organism in Eukaryota, Fungi, Ascomycota, Pezizomycetes, Pezizales, Pyronemataceae.